This is a messenger RNA of Candidula unifasciata, 308 nucleotides long. NCBI's taxonomy places the organism in Eukaryota, Metazoa, Mollusca, Gastropoda, Stylommatophora, Geomitridae. The record is from the annotation of a GenBank genome assembly.
UCUACCAUCUACAGUCUACCAUCUACAGUCUACCAUCUACAGUCUACCAUAUACAGUCUACCAUCUACAGGUUACCAUCUACAGUCUACCAUCUACAGUCUACCAUCUACAGUCUACCAUCUACAGUCUACCAUCUACAGUCUACCAUCUACAGGUUACCAUCUACAGUCUUCCAUCUACAGUCUACCAUCUACAGUCUUCCAUCUACAGUCUACCAUCUACAGUCUACCAUCUACAGUCUACCAUCUACAGUCUUCAAUCUACAGUCUACCAUCUACAGUCUACCAUCUACAGUCUACCAUCUACAG